CUCCUGUCUCUCUCUCUCUCAUUUAUUUCUUCGUGCCUCCGUUUCCCGAGAGAUUCUCUGCUGCUUUUCUCUGCUGCUUCUGCCGUCAAUCCAUCCAUGGCUGCUUAGCGUUUCCUCCUCUUCUUCGUCUAGGGUUUUCUCUAUCUCUCCCUGAGCAUAUAGAUACAUCUGGGUGAGAAGGGCUUCUGUCAAUUUGUGUUUUUUUUUUUCCCUUGAAAGACUCUUCCUUUUGCAUUCAAUCAAAUGGCAGGCUUAGAAGGUUUGAGCGCGCCUGAUGAAAUUAGAGAGAGGAAAUCAGAUAUUGAGAACUCUGAAGAUGAGAGACGACGGUCAAAGAUUGGUAACCUCAAGAAGAAGGCGUUAAAUGCUUCUAACAAGUUCACUCAUUCGCUUAAAAAAAGAGGGAAAAGGAAAAUUGACUACAGGGUUCCAUCAGUUUCCAUAGAGGAUGUACGAGACGCAAAAGAGGAGAGUGCUGUCCAAGAAUUGCGCCAAAGGCUCCUAGAAAGGGAUUUGUUGCCACCCAAGCAUGAUGACUACUACAGUUUGUUGAGAUUCUUGAAAGCUAGGGAUUCUAACAUUGAAAAGACAAUCCAAAUGUGGGAGCAGAUGCUUAAUUGGAGAAAGGAGUUUGGAACAGAUACCAUCUUGGAGGAUUUUGAAUUUGAAGAGCUGGAAGAAGUCUUGCAUUAUUACCCCCAAGGGUAUCAUGGGGUUGAUAAAGAAGGCAGGCCGGUUUACAUUGAGAGGUUGGGAAAAGCUCAUCCAAGCAAGCUUAUGCAAAUAACCACAGUAGAUCGAUACUUGAAGUAUCAUGUCCAAGAGUUUGAGAGAGCCAUACAGGAGAAGUUCCCUGCUUGUUCAAUUGCAGCAAAGAGACAGAUCUGUUCAACCACGACGAUAUUAGAUGUGCAAGGCCUGGGAGUAAAGAAUUUUAGUCGAACGGCUAAAAAUCUCUUGGCUGCGAUGACCAAGAUAGACAGUAAUUAUUACCCUGAGACAUUGCAUCGAAUGUACAUCGUCAAUGCUGGUCCAGGCUUUAAGAUGCUUUGGCAUGCUGCACAGAAAUUUCUUGAUCCUAAAACAAUUUCAAAGAUACAGGUUCUGGAUCCCAGAUCCCUGCACAAGCUACAAGAAGUCAUUGACCCGAGUCAGUUGCCAGACUUCCUGGAGGGAUCGUGUACAUGUUCUGCUGAGGGAGGCUGCCUUAGAUCCAACAAAGGUCCAUGGAAUGAUCCUGAAAUAAUGAAGCUUGUACAUCAUGCUGAGGCAACUUUUGUGAGGCAAAUUACCAGAGUGUCUCAUGACCAGCAAAAGUUUGACUCUUAUGUACAGAUACGCCCACUGAAGGGGAGGUUUAGUGAUACAUCAACAGCAGAGUCGGGAUCGGAUAUUGAUGAUCCAUGUUCUCCACUAGGAAGGAGAAGUUCGGCCGUUCCUCGUUUGGCCCCAGUUCACGAAGAAGUCAAGGUAUCAGAUUCAGUUACAUACUAUAGCUGUGACGAUCAUUUUUCUCCAGUCGAGAGAACUAAUGGGUAUGAUGAAGGGAUGGGUCAUUUUCACGAUCGAUCACUUAAUAACAAUAAUCUUGCAAAUGUUUCUCAUGAGGCACUAUCAUCAGAAGGGAGCUUAAUUAUCCAUUGGCUCAACAGCGUUAAGGAAAAAUUUGAGAAAAGGGAGUUCCAUCGCGUAACCGGAGUGUUGAUAUCGUUCUUGUUCAGAAUAUUUAUGAUUUUCCGCAGUCUACCAUUUCAAUUUUGGAGAAGAAAAAACAACAUUCACCCAAGUACUUUGAUGGAACAUACAAGUAGCCCUUCCCCAACUGUUGAAGUUGUUGAUGAAGAAGACCGCAUCCGUCCAUGCAUACAGCGUCUUCAGAGACUAGAAAAGGUUUUCGAAGAGCUCAGCAACAAGCCUGCUGGAAUUCCUUUGGAGAAGGAGAAGAUUCUUAUGGAAUCUUUCGAUAGAAUAAAAAAUGUCGAGUUUGAACUUGAGAAGACAAAGAGGGUCCUACAUGCUACGGUUGUGAAGCAACUUGAGAUCACGGAAUUGCUGGAGAAGUUAAAGGAUUCCAAUUUUCGACAAAGAAGAUUCUUUUGUUGAAUGAACGGAGAACGCUACUUGAAUGUGUGCAUCGAUGGAUAGGGGGUUAAUGGAACGAAAGCAUGUGAUUCGAAUUCCAGGGCCAAAAUCGCCAACAUAUCUAAAGCGCACACUAGGAGGACAGUUUCCUUUUUGUCUCUCCUUUUUCUUAUCUCAAACGUUGAUAGGCGAGAAGGCCAAGUUUAUAACAAAAGCUGAAUGACUUGUAACCAUGCACAGGG
Molecule: messenger RNA, 2324 nt
Organism: Morus notabilis
Lineage: Eukaryota; Viridiplantae; Streptophyta; Magnoliopsida; Rosales; Moraceae
Product: phosphatidylinositol/phosphatidylcholine transfer protein SFH13
Exons: 15
Coding region: 244-2103 (619 amino acids)
Source: RefSeq, a predicted model, not a curated record